This is a messenger RNA of Monodelphis domestica (gray short-tailed opossum), 3460 nucleotides long. NCBI's taxonomy places the organism in Eukaryota, Metazoa, Chordata, Mammalia, Didelphimorphia, Didelphidae. The record is from RefSeq and is a predicted model, not a curated record.
CAACCUCCAUAAUAUCUCUAGCAUCUUCCACAGCUACUGUUUUAAUUCAGGACUUCACUUCUUUUCUAGGCUCUUAUUUUUGUUUUUGUUUCAAAAACCCUUACCUUCUGUCUUAGAAUCAAUACUGUGUAUUGGUUCCCAGGCAGACUAGCAGUAAGGGCUAGGCAAUGGGGGCACUAAGUGACUUGCCCAGGGUUAUAUAGCUAGGAAGUGUCUGAGGCCAGAUUUGAACCUAGGACCUCCUGUCUCCAAGACUAGCUCUCAAUCCACUGAGUCACCUAGCUACCCCUUCUAGGCUCUUGUAAUUUUCUAAUUCAUCCUCCUGCUUAAUUUUUUCUUCACUCCUCAAUACAGCUGGAAAAGUGAUUUUCUCCCAGUGCAGAUUUGAUCAUGUCACUCCCUUGCUCGGCAAACACUACUGGCUCUCCAUUGCCUCUCGGAUAAAACUUAAAGAAACUAGUCAGUUUAGGUUUUAAAGCCCUUUGCUGUGAUUUUCCAGCAUCUGCAUGUUACUCUCUUUAUUCUUCUGAGCCAGUGAAAACUGGCUCUUUUCAUUUCACACAUGACCUUCCUUCGCAUGUCUCCAUUCCUCUCCCAGGGAGGUGAUGGAAGGGAGUGUGUUUUAAUAAGGGUCGUCUUUCUCCUGGAGCUUUGCUUUCAGAACCAAGUUAGUAUGGAAGAGAAUGCUAGUGGGGGUGGGGAGAGAGGUGGACAGAAAGGGCGAGCGUAGUGAUGACGGAUCUGAGCUUUCCAAUAUGUUCCUUUUCUUGUAUUCACAGUGUUUUCUGAUGUGCCAGUAGACAACCCACCACUCUGGCUGGAGGAGAAAUUGAAGCUUUAGGGCAGGAGCCUCAAGCCUAACUACUUGGUGCUGACAACCCAGAGAAAGGAUAUUUGGACCGAACCGAGGACCAUGGAUUCGAAAAAGCUUCAGAAGGUGAAGAAAGAAGAAAAUCAGGAGGGACAGAAGUCUGCCCAGCAGAAGAACAUCAGCCCUGAGCAGGAACUCUCCCGCCAGCAGUUCAGGCAGCUGCGCUACACAGAGACCGCCGGACCCACCGAAGCCCUGAUCAGACUUCAGGAGCUCUGCCAGUGCUGGCUGAGACCCGAUGUCUGCACCAAGGAAGAGAUCCUGCAGCGUCUGGUCCUGGAGCAGCUACUGACCAUCCUGCCUGGAGACAUCCGGACCUGGGUCCAGUUACAUCAUCCCGUGAGUGGAGAAGAGGUUGUGGCUCUUGUGAAGGAUAUAGAGAGCCACCUGGAUGGAUGGGAGAAGAAGGUCACCCAGACCCACGAACAGGCCGUGCUGUGGAUGGGGACGGCGCCUCUGGCCUCACAACAGGAAUUGCCUUCUGUUCCCCAAUCUGGAUCCGGCCCAGAGGCUGCCGGUGACACCGAGGCCGCGUCAGGCCUCCAGGAGCCCCCGAGUGUUCUUCCUCCUCCUCAGGCUCCAGCCCAGGACGGAAGUGAGGGAAGCGAGGCCGAGCCCGCCAAGGAGGCUGUGCCCAGGGUGAGCUGGCCGAAGGAACUGGUGAUGUUUGAGGAUGUGGCUGUGUACUUCCGGAAGGAGGAAUGGGCAGGUCUGGCCCCCACCCAGAGGGCCCUGUACAAGGACGUGAUGCUGGAGAAUUAUGGGAACGUUGCUUCUCUGGUGCCGUGUCCCAAGCCUCGCGUGAUUUCUAAGCUGGAGCAGUCUGGGGAUCUACAGGGAAGUCUGUUCAGAGGACACAGGAUCCCUCGUGUAGGUGGCAAAGCCAGACUUGAGAAAGAGAAGGUGAAGGUGACUGUGAAGCAGGAAAUUCCAGAAGAAUCACCAGCACCACCAUUGGGAGGUGUCCAGAGUAAUGUUUCUGAUCAGCCUGAAUUUAGCGUACCUUGUGAACAGACGGCUAGGUGGGAGAAGCAGUGGGGAAACCCCACUCAGGAAAGAGAGAAGGUAGAAGAAAGAAAUUCUAAGUACAUGGUAGUCAAGGAUGCAAAAACUACCACAGAGGAGACAGGUGAGAAUUUGAGGAGUCAUAUGAGCUCAAGCCUUAGUGUUGAUGAAAACAUUCCUAACCAAGAGGAAGUCUAUAAAUAUGACUGUGACACAGACUUCAAACAGAGUGAGGAAAGUGUUGUUAAAUGUGAUGAGGAGGGGGGAGCUGCCAGCCCUAUGCCAGUGUCAGGGCUUAUUCAACAAAAUUGUUUGCCAGAGAAUGAACAGCCCCCUCAAGAUUGUCAGGAUUAUGGGGCUGGCCUUAAUGAGAUUUCUGAUUCCCUUGUUCAUCAGGGGACCCACACUAAUACACAGGUGUCUGAACCUAAUAAGUACAAGAAAGCUUUGAGGAACGCAUCAGUCUUUAAUCCAGAUGCGAAUAUCCAAGUGAGGCCUCAAGAUUGUCAGGAUUAUGGGGCUGGCCUUAAUGAGAUUUCUGAUUCCCUUGUUCAUCAGGGGACCCACACUAAUACACAGGUGUCUGAACCUAAUAAGUACAAGAAAGCUUUGAGGAACGCAUCAGUCUUUAAUCCAGAUGCGAAUACCCAAGUGAGGCCAAAUAAUUAUGAAUGCCAACAGUGUGGGAAAACUUUUACAAGAAAAGGAAAUCUUAUUGAUCAUGAGAGAAUUCACACUGGGGAGAGACCCUAUAGUUGUAAUGAGUGUGACAAAUCAUUUUCAAGGAGCAGAUCCCUGGUUUCUCAUCAGAGAGUUCACAUGAAGGGCAAACUCCAUGAAUGUAAGGAUUGUGGCAAAACUUUUACCACAAACAGGAGUCUAGUUUCUCAUCAGAGAAUUCACAGUGGGGCCAAGGUAUAUGAGUGUAAAGAUUGUGGGGAAACUUUUACAAGGAAUAGAAACCUUGUUGUUCACCAAAAAACUCACACUGGGGAGAAGGAAAAACAUGAAUGUGAAGUGUGUGGGAAAACUUUUACAAGGAAUAGAAACCUGAUUGAACAUGGGAGAAUCCACACUGGUGAGAAACCCUACACCUGUAAUCAGUGUGGGAAAGCUUUUGUUCGUAAGUCCUAUGUUUUGAUACAUCAUAGGACUCAUAGCAGGAAAAAACCAUAUACAUGCAUGGUGUGUGGGGAAGCCUUUAUGUGGAAGUCGGGCUAUUCUCGGCAUCAGUUAACUCAUACCAAGGAGGAAUUGGAAGAAGUUAAUGAGUAAAGAACUUUUUGUCUUGGGUCUAACAUUCAACUCCAGGGAAUUUAUAGUGAUAAGAUGUUAUAUGGGUUAUGGGACAACUUUCAUUGUAAGAAAAAUCUAAUUGACUAUUGGAGAAUUCACAUUAUAGAGAAAUGCUAGGAAUGAAAAUAGUGUGGUACAACUUUUAAAGGAACUAGAACUCUUGUUGAUCAUUUAAUUCAUAAUGAGGAAAAGUAAGGAGUUGAAAGAGGGGGGGGGGGGGAGGGAAUUAAAAAAAAAACAAACUUGUUGAGUACCAGGGAGAAAUAAAUGUUAUUUUGGGAAAGCCUA